AUGGCGCUCGACAACUAUUACCGGAACAAGAUAGAGAGCAUGAAGCUAGAGAUCAUCCAAGGACAGGCUGUUCUCAGGCGGUUAGAGGCACAGAGAAACGACUACAACUCAAGGGUGAGGCUACUGCGGGAGGAACUUGGCCUGCUGCAGCAGCCGGGCUCCUAUGUCGGCGAGGUGGUCAAGGUCAUGGGCACGAAGAAGGUCCUGGUCAAGGUCCACCCAGAAGGGAAAUACGUGGUCGACAUUGCGGACAGCGUCGAUAUAGCCAAGCUAACGGUGGGCAAGCGAGUGUCCCUCCUGUCCGAUUCCUACAAGCUGGAGAAGAUGCUGCCAUCCUCCGUCGACCCUCUCGUCUCGCUCAUGAUGGUUGAGAAGGUGCCCGACAGCACGUAUGAUAUGAUCGGUGGGCUGGAUCAGCAGAUUAAGGAGAUCAAGGAAGUUAUCGAGCUCGGCCUCAAGCACCCAGAGCUCUUCGAAUCGCUCGGCAUCGCGCAGCCCAAGGGUGUGCUGCUAUACGGCCCUCCAGGAACCGGCAAGACUCUGCUGGCCCGUGCAGUUGCGCACCAUACCGACUGCAAGUUCAUUCGAGUCAGUGGCUCGGAGCUCGUGCAGAAAUAUAUCGGUGAAGGAAGUAGGAUGGUUAGGGAGCUUUUCGUCAUGGCUCGAGAGCAUGCUCCCAGCAUCAUAUUUAUGGAUGAGAUUGAUAGCAUCGGCUCGAGCCGAGUGGAGGGAAGCAGUGGCGGUGACUCGGAAGUCCAGCGGACCAUGUUAGAGCUUCUCAACCAGCUCGACGGAUUUGAACCGACGAAGAACAUCAAGGUCAUCAUGGCCACCAAUCGGUUGGACAUCCUUGACCCAGCACUCCUGCGGCCUGGCCGAAUCGACAGAAAGAUUGAAUUCCCCCCUCCUUCGGUCGAAGCCAGAGCUGAUAUCCUCCGCAUCCACUCUCGCUCGAUGAACCUAACGCGCGGGAUCAACCUCACCAAGAUCGCCGAGAAGAUGAACGGCUGCUCCGGUGCUGAGCUCAAGGGUGUAUGCACCGAGGCCGGCAUGUACGCUCUACGUGAGCGAAGGGUACACGUUACCCAGGAGGACUUUGACCUGGCGACAGCCAAGGUUCUCAAUAAACAUGAUGACAAGGAAGUCAGUCUCGGCAAACUAUGGAAGUAA
Molecule: messenger RNA, 1170 nt
Organism: Arthroderma uncinatum
Lineage: Eukaryota; Fungi; Ascomycota; Eurotiomycetes; Onygenales; Arthrodermataceae
Product: 26S protease regulatory subunit 8
Exons: 3
Coding region: 1-1170 (389 amino acids)
Biological process (GO): proteasome-mediated ubiquitin-dependent protein catabolic process
Cellular component (GO): proteasome regulatory particle, base subcomplex
Molecular function (GO): ATP binding; proteasome-activating activity; ATP hydrolysis activity
Source: RefSeq, a predicted model, not a curated record